Messenger RNA from Rubroshorea leprosula, 1445 nucleotides. The record is from the annotation of a GenBank genome assembly. NCBI's taxonomy places the organism in Eukaryota, Viridiplantae, Streptophyta, Magnoliopsida, Malvales, Dipterocarpaceae.
AAUUAUAUGCCUCAUUCGCCACUAUUUAUAACCCCACCCCAGUCUUUUCUUCAUUUAUAUCCCAUCUCAUUACUAUCCACUAUGAAAGUCUCUACUUCCAAAUUCUUAGGCUUCCUAGUCUUUUUCUUCUUCUACCAAUGCCAAGCGAGUCCACAUUACAAGUUCGUCGUGAAGGAAGUUCCAUAUACGAGACUAUGCAGCACGAAGAAAAUACUUACCGUAAAUGGCCAAUUUCCAGGUCCUACUUUAUAUGUUAAUAAAGGAGACACCAUCGUUGUCGAUGUUUACAACAGAGGAAACUAUAACAUCACCAUUCAUUGGCAUGGAGUGCAACAGCCAAGAAAUCCAUGGUCUGAUGGUCCGGAAUACAUCACUCAGUAAACUUUUAGACUUAAAGUGAAAAGAGAUUUGACUUAUCUCCUUCGGAUAGUCAACUCCGCCAUGAUAGAUAGUCUCUUCUUCGCCAUUGCCAACCAUACUGUCACAGUGGUUGGAUCUGACGCUAGCUAUCUAAAACCAUUCAAUAGAACCUUCAUUUGCAUAUCCCCGGGCCAGACCGUUGAUGUCCUUCUAGAAGCCAACCAAAGUCCCAAUCACUAUUACAUGGCCGCCAGCGCAUACGCCAGUGCUCUCCUAGGUACUUAUGACAACACUACCACCACAGCUAUUGUAGAAUAUAAUGGAAAUUACACUCCAUCUUCGCCGCCAGUGUUCCCCUAUCUUCCUGGCUAUAAUGACACAGAAGCAUCCAUUAAUUUUACCGCUGGUCUUCGGAGCUUAGCUGAUAAGGAGCAUCCAAUUGAUGUGCCGAUGGAAAUAAACACACAUUUGUUCUAUACCCUUUCAAUCAACUCUCCCUGCAAAAACAACUCCUGCCCAGGUGGUGAGAUAAGACUCUUAACCAGUGUGAACAACAUAAGUUUCCUCAAUCCUAGCAUCGAUAUAUUACAAGCUUACUAUUGCUGCAUUCAAGGGGUGUAUGGGACCAAUUUUCCUGAUUUUCCUCAAUUAUUUUUUGACUUCACUGCCGAUUAUUUACCGACGGACUGGGACAUUCCGCAACAAGGGACGGAAGUGAGAAUACUAGAUUACAAUUCCACCGUGGAGCUUGUUUUCCAGGGGACAAACUUGCUAGGAGGUAGUAACCAUCCGAUGCAUCUUCAUGGAUAUAGUUUUUAUGUUGUGGGAUUGGGUUUAGGGAAUUUCGAUAAGGACAAGGAUCCUUCAACAUACAAUCUGGUGGACCCUCCUCUUCAAAACACCAUUCAUGUUCCAAAAAAUGGAUGGAUGGCCGUAAGAUUCAUGGCCAACAAUCCUGGUACGAGUAUGGUACAUGCAUUGCCAUAUUGAUCGACACAUGACAUGGGGCAUGGAUACAGUGUUCAUAAUUAAAGAUGGCGAAUCCCCGGAGGCCAAAAUGUUACCACCACCACCUGACAUGCCUC